Molecule: messenger RNA, 957 nt
Organism: Pyrus x bretschneideri (Chinese white pear)
Lineage: Eukaryota; Viridiplantae; Streptophyta; Magnoliopsida; Rosales; Rosaceae
Product: zinc finger A20 and AN1 domain-containing stress-associated protein 3
Exons: 2
Coding region: 305-790 (161 amino acids)
Molecular function (GO): DNA binding; zinc ion binding
Source: RefSeq, a predicted model, not a curated record
AUUGGGAGAGGAAACCAGCGGUCGGUUGGAGAGAAAAUAAAGAUAAGAAAAUAAAAAAAAAGGAGAGAGAAAGAGAGAAGCACUCUGGAAUUUUCUUUCCUUUGAGGACCAGGAAUCCCAAUCCCUAAGGGACCGCCUGGUUUUCCUUUUUCUCCUCUUUCUUCUUUGUUUUUGUUGUCUUUGCUUUCCUCUCAAUAAAUACGUUCACCCUUACAAUCCUCUUCUCCCCAAAUUCGUCAACAAACGAAUCGAUUCUGCGAUCGCGUUCUUAAUUCCGUUUCCAAAACAGAGGAUUGAGAUCGUAAUGGCGGAAGAGCAUCGCUGCCAGCCACCGCAACUAUGCGUUAAUAACUGCGGCUUUUUCGGAAGUCCGACGACGCAGAAUUUGUGUUCCAAAUGCUACCGUGACUUGCAGCUCAAGGAACAACAGGCGCUCGCGCUCAACCAAACUUUGAUAUCCUCCUCUUCUUCUCCCUCUUCCUCAUGUCCGCUUUCAUCUCCGCUGGUCUCCGUCUCGCCCUCGCACGAGGCGCGGGUGGAGCGUGUGAUCGAAGCGAAGGAAGAAGAGAAGGAGGCGGCGCCGUCCGCAGGGGCGCAUGCAAACAAGUGCAAGACGUGCCGGCGGCGCGUCGGGUUGACGGGGUUCCAGUGCAGGUGCGGGAUGACGUUCUGUGGGAUCCACAGGUACCCGGAGCAGCACGCGUGCGGGUUCGAUUUCAGAGGGAUGGGAAAGGAGCAGAUCGCCAAGGCCAACCCGGUCGUCAAGGCGGAGAAGCUGCAGAAGAUCUGAGAGGAGGCGGCCGUCAAUAUCGUUAUUGUCAGGGUUGUAAUGGUCAUUUUACUUUUCGUGGUUUGGGAAAUUUGGGUCGGGGUUGGUUGGCGAGUGGUGUGGGAGGGAUAAUGCUAUUGCUUGGUCUUUGUAAAUAUUUAAUCAUAAUUUAAUGGUUUCUGGUUUUA